Cordyceps fumosorosea ARSEF 2679 is the source of this 1395-nucleotide messenger RNA. Its product is annotated as cellobiose dehydrogenase. The record is from RefSeq and is a predicted model, not a curated record. Lineage: Eukaryota; Fungi; Ascomycota; Sordariomycetes; Hypocreales; Cordycipitaceae. The coding region runs from base 1 to 1395 and encodes 464 amino acids. The transcript is spliced from 4 exons.
AUGCGUUCAUCUUUGUUUUGGCGCUGCGCCGCCGCCGUUGCUGCCCUCGUACCCUCCUUCGCCACCGCCGACAACGCAGACAACCCGACCGGCCAGUCCACCUUCAUCUCCCCAGACAAAGAUCUCGGCUUCGCCUUCACAAUCGGUGACGAGGAUGUCAACGACUACUUCGUCACCAUGCGCCUCCGGACGACGCGCUCCUGGGGCGCCAUCGGCCUCGGCAGCCACGACAUGGCCGGCGCGCUCUACUUCGUCAUGUACCUCAACGACAAGGGCGACAACGUCACCUUCUCCCCGCGCCUCGCCUACGGCCACUACGAGCCGCGCUUCUACGACACCAUGCGCUGGGCGUACCUCCCCGGCACGCGCGUCCAGGACGGCUACGCCACGCUCUCGUUCCGCUGCGUCGAGUGCCAGAACUGGCCCGGCGCCGACUCGGGCAAGGGCUACCUCGAUCUCAACUCCAACAGCCAAAAGUCCAUCUGGGCGCUGGGCCCCCGCCAGAAGAUGCGCUCCGACGACCAGCGCGCGCCGCUGCGCUUCCACGAGUCCCACGGCGUCUUCAGCAUCGACAUGGCCCGUACCAAGGGCGCCGCCGACGCACCCGUGCUCACCGACAAGUCGGUCGACGACGGCAUCACCCAGGUCGAGCACGCCACGGGGCUCUUUGACGUCAACUCGGCCAUGCACGCCGCGCUCAUGACCCUGGCCGUCCUCGUGCUCUUCCCGCUCGGCAUCGUCCUGCUGCGCGUCGGUCGGUGGGCGAGCUGGCACGGGGUCAACCAGGCCGUCGCCCUCAUCAUCGUCCUCGCCGGCUUCGGCAUGGGCAUCGCUACCAGCUUCCAUUACAAUCGCUCCAAGAGCUUCAACUCGGCGCAUCAAAUCGUCGGCUUCCUCGUCAUCGCUUUCCUGCUCGGCCAGUUCACCCUCGGCGUCAUGCACCACCUCGAGUAUCGACAGACGCGCGCUCCGACAAAAUACGGCAGAAUUCACGUUUGGCUCGGCAACGGCGUUCUCCUCCUCGCCGUCUUCAACAUGCUAUAUGGUUACUUCUUUGCCAUGAACUACUCCGCUGCUCUCGGCCUUUGCAUCACCGUCAUGGUGCUCUGCCUCGCCGCCCUGUUCUUUAGCAUUCGCCAGGUCCGCGCCGCCAAGAAGCGCCGCAUCGCCGCCGCUUUCGGUGCCGCCCAGGCCGCGUCCUACGGCGACGACCGAUGGACAGACAAUGAGCCUGGCACUACCACACGCGGCGAUCACGAUCACGAUCCUCUUCCCAAUCCCAGCGUCAAGAAAGCCCCCGGCUCGCCGUCGCCGUGGAAGAGCGGCAGCGGCCGCCUGUCUUCUGAAGAAGAGGGCCACGAACUGGGUACCAGGACAAACAAGCCGUUUUCAUAA